This is a messenger RNA of Heterobasidion irregulare TC 32-1, 1444 nucleotides long. RefSeq lists its product as uncharacterized. Lineage: Eukaryota; Fungi; Basidiomycota; Agaricomycetes; Russulales; Bondarzewiaceae. The transcript is spliced from 3 exons. Bases 310 to 1278 code for a protein of 322 amino acids. The record is from RefSeq and is a predicted model, not a curated record.
GCAGCACUGCAUCGCGUGCUAUCCGACGCGAGCAAAGAGCUGCUAGACGAGGUCGUCGAAAGCAGCGGGACCGACGCCGACCGCCUCGCGACGCUCGCGCUCACCCGGCUGAACUCGGCGGUCAAGGGCUCCCAGGUGCUUGAGCCCGACGUCGUCCACUCCUACAUCGACGUGAUCAUCUCGCUCACGCGCAGGGACCACCCGCUGCGCGAUGCGCUCCUGAAGAAAGGCACGAUCGGUCUCGUCACGCGAGCGUUCGUCAGACUGUCGCGGGCCUCUCUCGCGGACCUGAGCGUCCGCGACGCCGUCAUGGCGUGCAUUGGCUGCACUAGCAACCUCAUCGAGUUCACGGAUGGAGUCACUUGGGUCCAGCAAGUGCUGCACGAGGGGCUCCUCCUCGCCCUCGUCAACAUAAGCCCAUCGUUCCGUCUGCUUGAUGGCGACGUGUGCACGCUGGUGCUCGCGAUGCUUUCCGACCGCCUGCCGCGGUAUUUCGUCUAUCGUUCUGUGAUCGUUGCAGCGAGCGCUGCCAUGACUAAGUUGGACAAUCAGCACUUGGCAAAGAUUGCGCGCUCUCCGUUGAAGGAGCCAUGGCUGAAGCUGAAGCACCUCACAGAGGAGCGCAUGUCGAUCAAGACCGAGUGGAGUGUCAUGCGAAAACAAGUCGGCUAUUGCGACAAUCAGGGAGCCAAGGACACGUUUAAGCAGUGCGCCCGAUGCCAAACGACCAUGUACUGCUCAAAGUCAUGCCAAGUCCUUGGCUGGAAAAAGGGCCACAAAACAGAAUGCGAACUGAAGAGCCUGGAACGCACCGCCGACACGAUCAACCGACAAGACCGCGUGUUCAUGCACCACCUCGCCAUCCGCAACGCGCGGGACAACAUCGUCAACCUCCGUGAGAUCGCGGCACGCGACCACCCAGGCGUGCCGUACGCCGGCCUUGGGGUGUCGUGCGACUACCUCAAGGUGCCGCCCACGUUCGGCGUGUUUGCGCUCGAGAACUACACGCUUGAGCGGCUCGCCGACCCGACGGCGGAGCGCACGCUCGAGGCGCGCGGCCUGAGCCUGAUCGCGAAGGUGCGCGCGAGCGAGGGGAAAUACACCCUGGUCGAGAGCCGCGUGAGCCGGGGAGAGACGUCGACGCUCAUCAUCACCAUUUCUGUGAGAUCGCUGUGGGAGUUCGACAGCGAUUGGGAAGAAGAGAUGAAUCGGCUGAUCGAUCUCAGUGCCGAGGAUGUCGGUAUGCCCAGUGCGUGGGCCAAGGAGCUCACGGAUUAGGAAUGGGCGUUUUGAUCACCGUCCGAAGUCAACAACGCUCCGGCAGAGCAAUGUCGAUAUUGGCCGUGCAAGGAUGCGUCACUGAUAAUUUCUGGUUUAGUUAAAUAAGUAUCGUGUCGUAGAGCGUGAGCAUGAAUAGUUAUGGAGCAAUACAUAAUCGUAGAGC